Molecule: messenger RNA, 7301 nt
Organism: Sceloporus undulatus (fence lizard)
Lineage: Eukaryota; Metazoa; Chordata; Lepidosauria; Squamata; Phrynosomatidae
Gene: ARAP2
Product: ArfGAP with RhoGAP domain, ankyrin repeat and PH domain 2
Exons: 33
Coding region: 390-5456 (1688 amino acids)
Biological process (GO): positive regulation of GTPase activity; signal transduction
Molecular function (GO): protein binding; GTPase activator activity; phosphatidylinositol-3,4,5-trisphosphate binding
Source: RefSeq, a predicted model, not a curated record
CUCCUCAGGUGUCCCUUCCACACCUUUCCCUGCCUCUCCCUCAAGCCCUUCCCUCCUUGAACCAACAAAGUCCAAGCGAGAAAGAAGAAAGUGUGAGGCAGGGAGGAAGCAAAAGGAAAGCAAAAGAGGGAAGGGGGGCGCCCAGUGGCUUCCUUUCUUCUCCUGGAGGGAAUUGCGCCCCCCCCAAUAAACAACAACAACAACAACAAGAGUUGGGAGGAUCUGAAGGUCUGUCAGACUUCUAGGUACUGUUGCUCCUUGUUGGAAGAUAUUACUUCAUUCUGUGUACAGGACUUUAACAAGUGUUUUGCCUUGAUUCUCAAUGUGUGAGUACAGUAUUAUGCUUCUUUUGAGCUCUGAAAAAGAAAGUGAGGAAUUAAUUUGCCAGCAUGCCUUUCAGGGGCAUUGAUGGAGAUAUAAAAGAUUUCUUAGUCAGCAUCAAUUUAGGACAAUAUUCUCCAAACUUUCGAGACUUUGGUUAUAACAGUUUGCAAGACUGUGCAGGGAUAAAUGACCGUGUACUUCAACAGAUUGGAAUAUCUCCUACGGGGCACCGCAGAAGAAUUCUCAAGCAGUUGGAGUCUGUGUUUGCAAAAAUGCCAGCCAAAUGUGCAUCUGUUGAAAGCCAGAAAAUGGAAAGUGCAGAAGACGUUGGAAAUCGCAUUUCUCAGCUCCUUUGCCACAGUUCCAAUAAACACAUUCCAAACACAGAGGGGGAUGGAAUAGCUAGCCAGAUAUCCAAUGAAUUUGCAAUUAUGUCCUGUGGCAAUCAUUGCCUAUGUGGAGAUACUAAAGAACUUGCUGACCAUGAGUCAUUGGGCAUCAAAAGCAACACGUUGGCAGGUUUCGACUCUUUUAACAACUCCUAUCAGAGCUUGAGUGGUUCAGCAGAUGUUACCACUGAUCCAGAAAAUGUGCUGAAAAGUGUGAUGUCCCUAAAGAUAAUUUCUAUGGAUAGUCCUCUUGAAAAGAGACAACCAGAAGCUAUUAACUUUGAACAAGACAACGCUCCCAAAGAAAUAUCUCCUUCCUGUACUGUGUCUUCAUCUGGAAUAAAAUCAAGUGAUGAUGAUCAUCUGAUGUUUUCAGCCCAGGAAAGUUUGGCUAAUGCUCCAAUGGACUGCCAGUUUUUUGAGUUUCAAGGUGAAAUGGUGGAAAAUGAUUUGUACAAUCCUUGUAACCAAAAUCCUACAAAAGUAGCUCCAAGACCAACACGGUCUUUCAUGCUUAGGCACCGCCCUGUUCCAGAAAUACCUGGCUCUUCAACCACUGAGACUUCAACAAGCUACCUCCAAGAAAGAAGAAACGUGAAAGGUUUAAAUAUCCAUUGUUCAGAGAGUCAUAUUUCACAAAGAAGAGGCCCUGGUGAAGAAAGGACACCUCCCAUCUCUCCAUACGGAGAAACUUUCCUUAUUCCCUGCUCAGAAGAAACGGAAAUCUGUAGCAAAGAAGUUUUAGACAUCCAGGAAGAGAAGAGAGAUGAAAACAACAUCCAAGGGGAUAACCUUAUGAGCAAAACAAGUACUUUCCGUAAUCAACCCCAGAAAAUCUCUGAUGAUGUAUCACACAGUGAAUUGUUGGCGCACGAAGAUAAAUUUGCCUCACUGAACAGAUUUGCUGGUGAAUCUGAAUUCUCCUCAGUGAAAAGAUAUACUCAGUAUGCACAAAGAGGAAAAUAUAAGGCGGCAUCACAAGGAGAGUUGAAAAGAGGGAAUUUGGACCUCAUUGCUAAAGAAGAGAUGCAAUUUCAUCAGCAUGGUGGCAAUGAUGAAUCCGUUAAUAACUCUAGAGACUCAAUAUCACCCUAUGCCUGCUUUUAUGGACCAGCAACAAAGAGAGUCAAAGAAGGAUGGCUGGAUAAACUGUCUCCACAGGGAAAGCAUGUGUUUCAGAAGCGUUGGGUGAAAUUUGACGGUGACAGUAUUUCUUAUUACAACAAUGACAAGGAGGUAUACUCCAAGGGAAUAAUCCUCCUCUCUGCUAUAUCUACAGUUAGAAGUCAUGGGGACAACAAAUUUGAAGUUGUUACUGCACACAGGAUAUUUGUCUUCCGGGCUGAAAAGGAAGAUGAGAGAAACGACUGGAUCAGUACAAUACUUGGUGCUUUACGGUCACAACCUGACAUUUCUCGAGCGCAAACCACUGUCUCUCCUGAUAAAAGUGGAUAUCUGGAACUGAAAGGUUACAAAAGUAAAAUCUUUACCUUGUUGCAAGGAAACAAUGUAUGGAUCUGCAAAAAUGAUCAGGAUUUUAAGAACGGAUAUGGUAUCACUAUAAUCCCUAUGAAUGUGGCUAAUGUGAGACAGAUAGACCGAACAACAAAACAGUCGUUUGAAAUAAUUACACCUUACCGAAGCUUUAGCUUUACCACAGAGUCUGAAAAAGAAAAGCAGGAGUGGAUUGAAGUGUUGCAGCAAUCCAUAGCAGAAACUCUCUCGGACUAUGAAGUGGCUGAGAAGAUCUGGUUCAAUGAAUCAAAUAGGACCUGCGCGGAUUGUAAAGCCCCUGAUCCCGACUGGGCAUCCAUCAAUCUCUGUGUUGUCAUUUGUAAGAAGUGUGCAGGGCAGCACAGAUCAUUAGGGCCCAGAGAUUCAAAGGUCCGGAGUCUCAAAAUGGAUGCAAGCAUUUGGAGCAAUGAACUCAUUGAGCUUUUUAUUGUCAUAGGGAAUAAAAGGGCAAAUAGUUUUUGGGAAGGAAAUCUUCAACCAGAUGAGGAAUUGCAUAUGGAUGCCCCAAUCGAGAAGAGACUAACUUUUAUCACGCAAAAAUAUAAAGAGAGAAAAUUUAGAAAAACUACUGUGCUAUAUAAAACCAAAGAAGAGUUAAAUAAGGCCCUGUGUGCUGCAGUGGUUAAGCAGGACGUAUGGGAAACAAUGGCACUGUUGUUUAGUGGAGCAGAUGUGAUGUGUGCUACUGGAGAUCCUAUCCACAGUACCCCUUACUUGCUAGCCAAGAAAUAUGGACAAAGACUGCAGAUGGAAUUUCUGCAUCAUAAUAAGUUUUCGGAUUUUCCUAACUAUGAUGCUCAUUCAGAAAGUCUUUUAUGUCAAGAUUCUUCCACCUUUCUUUGUGACUUUUUAUACAAGCUUUCUGUUAGUGGUACAAAGCAAUUUACUGAGAGAAAACUAAAAGAAGAGUGUAAUAAGAAGUGGUGUACUCUGGAAAGUGGCUUUUUGAGUUACUAUGAAAAUGAGAAGACAGCUUCCCCAAAUGGAAUGUUUGACAUUAGUGAAGUCAUCUGCCUCGUUGUUCAUAAAACAGACUCUUUCUUGCACAUUGGAACUGUAUUUACCUUUGAAAUCUACUUACUGUCAGAACGUGUGUUUCUCUUUGGUGCUGAAACUGCACAUACUCAAAGAAAAUGGACUCAGGCAAUUGCCAAGCACUUUGUGCCCAUAGUGGCCAAACAACUUCUAGAGAGGGACUAUAAUGUGAUCGGCCAGCUGUACUACAAAGAUUGCCAUGAUCUUGAUAAUUGGAAAAAAGGCUGGUUUGCUAUAGAGAAGUCAAGCCUUUAUUUUUGCCUGGAGCUGGAAAACUUGCAAGAGGAUUCAAUGCAUCUAAGAAGGCUCCAGGAAUUAACAAUCAGCAGCAUAAUCCAAAAUGGAGAAAAAAUAGAUGUUCUUCUUCUGGUUGAGAAAGGAAGAACGUUAUAUAUCCAUGGCCACACCAAGUUGGAUUUCACAGUCUGGCAUAGUGCAAUUGAAAAAGCAGCAGGUACAGAUGGCAAUGUGUUGGAAGAUCAGCAGCUCAGCAAAAACGACGUCCCGAUUAUAGUGAAUAGCUGUAUUGCAUUUGUUACACAAUAUGGUUUAGGUAGCAAAAAUAUCUACCUGAACAGAGGGGAUCCAUCUCAUGUGAGUGAACUUCUUGAGUGCUUCAAAAAAGAUGCCAGAAGUGUUAAACUGAGGGCUGGAACUAAUCGGCUGGAAGAUGUUACUGAUACCCUGAAGUGUUUUCUAUCUGAUGUUGAUGAUGCACUUCUUACCAAAGAACUCUAUCCAUUUUGGAUCUCUGCAUUAGAUACAGUGGAUGAGAAAGAGAGAGUGAGGAAGUACAGCACUUUUAUUCGAACACUUCCACCUGUCAAUAGGGCAACUUUGGCAGCCUUAAUGGAACACCUUUACAGGGUACAAAAGUGUUCUGAAAUCAAUCACAUGGAUCCUCACAAUCUAGCAAUGGCAUUUUCAUCAUGCUUGUUUCAAACUAAAGGGCAAACCAGUGAAGAAGUCGAUGUAAUUGAAGACCUGAUUAUAAAUUAUGUGCAUCUCUUUGAUGUACAUGAAGAUCAAGUGAAACAAAUGGAUAUUGAGAAUAGCUUUAUCACCAAAUGGAAGGAUACUCAAGUUUCCCAGGCUGGAGACUUGUUAAUUGAAGUUUAUGUGGAGAGAAAGGAGCCAGACAGCAGCAUUAUAAUAAGGGUAUCGCCAAUGAUGGAGGCAGAAGAACUGACUAAUGACAUACUGGGAAUAAAAAAUAUCACACCCCACAAGGAUGAUGUGUGGGCUACAUUUGAGGUGAUUGAAAAUGGAGAGCUAGAACGCCCAUUACAUUAUACUGAAAAUGUUCUAGAGCAAGUUCUUCAUUGGAGUUCUUUGACUAAUCCCAGCAGUGCGUAUCUUGUUGUGAAGAAGUUUCUGACAGCUGAGACAAUGAAGCAGUGCAAUGAGAAAAAUACAAAAGGCACGGUAAAAGCCAGCUAUCUGAAAUACAAAGAAGAGCCAUCCAAAUUACUGUCUGGAAAUAAGUUUCAAGACCGUUAUUUUGUUUUGCGGGAAGCAAAUCUUCUACUUUACAAGGAUAUGAAGAGUAAUAAGCCUGAGAAAGUGUUGCCAGUCCAAUCGCUAAAAUGUUAUCUUGGAGUGAAGAAGAAACUGAAGCCACCAACAAAUUGGGGUCUAACAUUAUACUCUGAGAAGUAUCACUGGCAUUUAUGUUGUGAUGGACAGGAUUCUCAGCUUGAAUGGCUGAGCUGCAUUUUUCUUGCACAGCAUAGUAAUAUCUGUCCACCAGAUGGAAAGGUGAGGAAGCAAUCUAUUACAAAAAAUCCAAAAAUUGGAGGCUUACCUUUAAUACCAAUCCAUCCAGAAGGAACCAUUCCAAAAGCUAAAGUCAACGCAUCAGAGAAUUCAAAGUUUAAAUCUGAAAGUGACUUAACAGAAGACAAGAGGGGUUUAAAGGAAAGAGCAUUACGGGUCGCUCAGUGCUUGGAACGCAAGGAGGAAAAAACCCGAAACCGUGGAAAAAAGCACCGAAGUCUGAUAUGUUUGGACGACAUGGAUCAAGAUGUUGCUGCUUUGCACCAAAGACCCUACAAAGAUUCAAAGACACCAAAGAAGAGUGAGAACAAAGCCAGUCAGAUCCAGUUGGAAUCUGAUAAGCAGCUUCCAGCAAAUCUUAUUCAAGAACUCCACACCGUCUUGCAGAGGCACAGAACUUUCAGUGAUCAGUCUUAGAGACACUUCUUCAGAUCUGUACGUCAGUGACUUUAUCAUUCUAGGAAGUAAAAUGUAUUGUCUAUGUACAGUGUACAGGCCUUUGUUUGGAUGGAUAGAUAGAUAGAUAGAUAGAUAGAUAGGAAGAUACAGAGGCAACAUAUGCCUUCCUAUUUUAUACAUGUAAAUAUUGAAAAAAUAGGUGCUAUCUGCCAGUGGAGGUGCUUCCACAAUUCUGUAUGUAUGUAGUGGAAACUCUGGCAACAACUGUGUAUUGCAGCUAUCCAAUGUCUGCCCAGAAGACGUGUCCCAGGACAGUACCUGACAGUUUAUAAGUCAGGGUGGAGAGGCUGAUGAAUACUCACAGUGCUAUUGUAUAUAAAGUUAAGACUGGUGAAUUGUCAGUUUGGAUGUCAACAGCUGUUAUCUCAAGUUAUGUAACUGUGCAGUAGAUUGCAUGGGAAAAGGACAUCUAGUCCUCUAUAAGAGAUGGCUUUGUUUCUACAUUCUACUCUUUGUGGCUAUUGUACAUGGUUUGAAGAUAACACAAGAACAGAAAAAGACACAGAGGCAAUACUUGCCUUCCUCUUUUUUAUUUUUAGCCUAGAUGGACUAUUGACAGUGACCUUUAUGUUUAGAAACAACCCUUUUGUAGAUCCUGGGGUUAAUUCACAAUAUACUAUUAAUAAUUAAUACAUUUUAACUCUUAUCACUCCACGUUAUGAGAUGCUGGGAUUUGUAGUUUUUCUCUUUGCCAGUGAAUUCUAAAGCUGCAGUUCAAGGGAGUGCACUACAGCUCCCUAGCAGAAAAUUCUAAGAACAUCACCAUACUAUGAAACCAAGGAUUCCAUGGGAUGGAGCCAUAGCAGUUAAUGUAAUAUCAAAGUGCUGUAAAAGUGCAGUGUGUAGUUAUACCUCUUCCAAGGGUCACAGUUGUCCUUCUCUAGAACACAUUGUAGCAGAGGUGGGCAACAUAGAAGGAUGAAGGGGCUAUUGUUUUUACCCCAAGGACAACAGCAGUUUCAAGAGGAGUGAAAAAUAAAAAGUGGAAGAGGCCAAAGAUACAUUUCCAGUUUCAUCUUUGGCUGGUUGUCGGUGCUCCAUUUUACUUUACAUUUGCUAUGUAAAGUGCAGAGCUGCUCACAGUCAUAGAACAGGCAUUUUUCUGUGCUUUGUGAAAUUUGAAAUAUGAAGUGGUGAACUGAAGGAAAGGAGACUAAUUCAGGGGUGGCCCUGCACUUUCAUGUGCCCAUGAUGUUCUAGAACACUAUCCUAUCCUAGGUUGCAAAGCUGCUAACAAGAAUGAUGUUUGUACUGUAGAACAUUACGAUGUACAGUAUAUAAAAUGUCAGUUGUCCCAGAUAAUAAGACACUGCAUACCACAGGAUUGAGAUGAACAAUAUUGGUCUGUGCACAUAGCACUGUAGAGUUGCAGAGUCAAACUGUACAGAGAUUACUUUUUUGUGUGGUUGAAUGGCCCUGUCUGUAUGUGUUUUAUUUUAAAAAAAUACAACUGGAAGAUAAUCUCUUCUACUACUUCUUGCUAUGCUAAGUUUUUUUUUAUUUGCACAUAGAUUUCACAUUCGUUUUUGUUUUUUUACAAAUGCUAGCAUGAAAAAUAUGGUCCUUUACCUGUGAUUAGAAUUGGUAGAGUUUGUCCAUUUGGGAUAUGACGGUUUGAUUUGCACCUUAUUCUGUAUAGACCAGGCUGGAAGUUUAAUAAUAUUUUAGUGACUUUACCAAAAGUCAUGAAUGUAAUGUUUUGAGUAACUGUACUGCUAAAGAGAGAUUAUCUCUGUUUAUGCAUAAUUUGCUGCUACUAAGAAAGUGAAAAAAUAAAUAAAAAUAAAGUGAAGAUGACCAUCA